Topomyia yanbarensis is the source of this 1861-nucleotide messenger RNA. RefSeq names its product protein-lysine N-methyltransferase EEF2KMT. Lineage: Eukaryota; Metazoa; Arthropoda; Insecta; Diptera; Culicidae. The coding region runs from base 521 to 1564 and encodes 347 amino acids. The transcript is spliced from 3 exons. The record is from RefSeq and is a predicted model, not a curated record.
UUGUUUAUAGAUCGUGUAAUUAACGAAAUACUACCAUUGCUAGAAGGUCAAAAUAGGCUCAUUACUAUAUGCACCUACAGUUACUGGCCAACAAGCAGAAGAGCAUAUAGAGGAGAAAUACUCACUAAAUCACUUGAAGCAAAAUAUUUUGGCAUCGCAAAUGCCACCACGCUUUUGCGCAAAGAUUCGAUUGGUGGCUACUUGAAAACACGGUCAGAAUAAUAACAUUUGUAAUUACAUCAAUUAGCGCAAAGAAAACAAACAUUGACUCAAAAUAAACAGCAAUUAAUCAAGUUCUCAAUAUUGUUUUGGGACGCGUCAACAUUUGGAAUCCCACCGAGUUUACCGCAGAAUUUGCCCUUUUCAGUGACGACAAAUAAAUUUGUGAAUAUGUGUUCCUAUCUCAACUGGUUUCAGCUUGUGCCAAACAAAUUGUACGCCGUUGGUGCCAGAUCUUCAAGUGCUGUCGAUCGUCGUAGUCGAGGUCAGUUUAUUGUUACGUCGCAGAUCACUGAAAGCAAUGUUUCAAAAAUGUAAAAAUAAAACUAUGCCCAUUGACGAUGCUCUAGUGCUAGUAAAGAAGAACUUUUUGUGCUGUACACCCGUAAAUCAAAUUGAUUGGCACGGACUUUUGGAUGACAUCAGCUGGGAACAUCAGGAAAAACUCCUCAAUUUUACGGUCAACAAUCCGCUAGUUAUUCAAUACCCAGUAAGAAUAGGAUACCAAAUAGCAUUUUUAAAACAUAUUAUUCAUCACCUCAACAAGAUGAAUGUAGAACAGCACGAUCAAGUUUAUGAGAAAUAUUGCUUCUUGCUGGAUAGCCAAUCUGGAAAGAUGGACCAAGCUGGAUUUAGCUUUAAGCAUUACGAAAUACCUGGUAACGACAUGAUCACAUUAAAGGAAUCGAGCGCAUUCAUAUCGGAUGGAACCACCGGACUGUGCAGCUGGCAAGCAUCGAAAGCCAUGUGCGAAUUUAUAAUCAAUAAUUCAGAAGAUUUCCGCGGCAAGAAUAUAUUGGAACUAGGCUCGGGGGUAGGACUCACUGGAAUCUUCAUGGCCAAACAUUGCGAGCCAUCAAUGUUAGUCCUUUCCGAUUGCCACAGCUCUGUCAUCAGUACCUUAAAACACAACGUUGAGCUAAAUUUCCCCAAAGGUGCUAAGGUUGAAUGUGACAACCCGCUGGUUAGCUGUUUGAUCGAUAAUGGGGAUUCCCUGGUGGUCGUAAUGGAUCUCGAUUGGAGCUACAUUAACGAAUCCAAUUUGCACCAACUGAUAGAACCGGAAGUAUUGGUUGGAGCCGAUAUUGUCUAUGAUCACUCUUUGUUUCAACCACUUUUAACGGCAAUCAACUACGUAUUUUCGCUUUCAAAUAAUAGGUGCAAAUUCUUUCUCUCUUGCACCGAGCGAAAUCAAGAUACUCUCAGUGAUUUCCUGGAAUUGCUUGUGAUGGCAAAAUAUCGCAUAAACGAAGAAACAAUAUGUCCUUCGAAGUACUUCCAGUGGGACUCUACAGGAGGCAAGAUAAGAAUUUUUUCAAUCACGAGGGAUUGGAGCUACGAGUGAAUGGACAUAUUGUAAUCGACAUAUACUGCCUAUAAUCGCAAUUCAGUCCCAUGUAGAUAGGGAAUCCCGUAGUACAUGGGACUGACUUGCGAUUAUGGGCAGUACAUACUAUUGUUGAAGUUUUCUCACCUGAUGAUACCUUCCCGUUCCACUAUGCUUUCCUAUGUCAACUUUUGAAAGAUUUAGAUUUCUAAUAUCACAACGUAGCCAGUUUCUCCAACAGUGCUUUCAAAUCAAUGUGCAAAUUUGUAUUAGAAUAAUUGUUUUCUCAAUAAUAAAAGACAUUUAUUAGCUUUA